Linum tenue is the source of this 492-nucleotide messenger RNA. NCBI's taxonomy places the organism in Eukaryota, Viridiplantae, Streptophyta, Magnoliopsida, Malpighiales, Linaceae. The record is from the annotation of a GenBank genome assembly.
AUGGAAAGGGCGGGAGGAGGUUCUUUCAUGAGGAGUAGUAGGAGUUUGGAGAGCUUUCUUAAUACCAACUCCUCUCCAAACGUUGAAGAAGAAAACCACGAAUUUGUUGUGAAGGAAGAGUUGAAGAAUCCAGAAGCUGUUAAAGCUUUUGUGUUCAAGGAUGGUGGUUGGGUGGCAGAGUUGAUCUCCUUUGUUAGGAUUGUGACUUGUUUCGUGGUCAUGAUGGUUACAACAUCCAUUUGGGCUAUCAUCAUGGUCUUGCUCCUGCCUUGGCCUUGUGGUGCCCGUUUGUUGCUGCAGAUGUGGAUAGUGGGGAAUGAAGUGAAGAUUGAAGGAGCUGAGUUCUCAAAUCAAAGGGCUAUUUACAUCAGCAACCACGCAUCUCCUAUUGACAUUCUCUUGAUGAUGUGGUUGAUUACCACCGACACAGUUGGCAUUGCAGAGAAAGAGGUCUCGACUCUUAUCACCAAAACAGCUCUGUCACAAUAUUAA